Molecule: messenger RNA, 4575 nt
Organism: Synchytrium microbalum
Lineage: Eukaryota; Fungi; Chytridiomycota; Chytridiomycetes; Synchytriales; Synchytriaceae
Product: chitin synthase
Exons: 3
Coding region: 1-4575 (1524 amino acids)
Cellular component (GO): cell periphery; cell septum
Molecular function (GO): chitin synthase activity
Source: RefSeq, a predicted model, not a curated record
AUGGGUGACUAUGGUCGUAGUCGUACCUCAACUGCAUCGUCAGUUAAGCCCGUGCUGCCAGCGCCUAGUCCUGCACAAUUGGCUUUAAGGGCUCCUGAACCUCCGAUGAAAAUCACGCAAACAGUUGAUAAUGAACGGAAUUCUACAACCCAACCACCAUCAUCAUACGUUAUUCCACCUGUUCUCCCUUCCAAAUCACCAGCAGCUAGCUCAUCACACCCAUUACCACAACCUCCAACUUCAACAUAUACAUUCGAUGGCACAAGUAGCAAAAGUAGUAUUAGUAGUAGUAGUGGCAGUCCGAGGUCGAGUGUGACAUCAAAAUCAACAGCACCACUACCUGCUCCUCCACUACCACCGAAAGGAUCGCGACUGAGUGUAUCCAUACCUGGAAAUGAAUCCCCACAACAACAGCAGACGAAGGUUGACCAGCGUCCCGCUAAAGCAUUACCAGUGCCACCACCAGUUACAAAAGAUAGACGAGGAGGGCCGGAUUUGGCUAUUAGUAAAGGUGGUGCUGCUAAAUAUGGGCUUACGGCUGAUUCCAUGCACAUGAGAUCACCAGAGGUCAACACUUUCUUUGAAGCAACUAUGAGCAUUCCCGCCAUUCCGGUUAUAACAACAGAGUCACCAAAAACUCCAAGUGUUGAAACGUACUACACAUCCCCACCCGCUUCUUUCUCAGAGAGUAUACUAGAAACUCCAACCGACAUGGAACAACCGCAAGGACCAGCUCCAACUCCCCCAACAAGAGCUAAACCCACUCCCAAACGAAACAACUCUCAUCCUCCACUGUCACCUACGAAUCCCAAUUUGGAACGACUUCCUUCGCCUCAACGCCAUAAUACUCUAGGGCGAGCCAAAUCCCUGGUUCGACCUGAGCGACAUCCUACCAUUCAACGAGGAAUGCCACGUGAACCCACAGCAACACAUCAAAGGACGACGAGAAUGCUUAAACCAGAAUCCGAUGAUAGGCCGUCAUGGUGGCGUGUCAUGUCUUGGGUACUUACAUGUUGGGCGAUUCCACCACUAAUACACUACCUAGAGAUUGGUAAAAAGGUCGAAAGGCAUGAAUGGCAUCGUGGAGUGGGUGAUAUUCCGCCUCCCAAAGGUCAAAAACGAAACAUUGGCCACAACAAGUACAUCAUAUCCGAAAACGAUGAACCAAUACUCGACAAGGAAGGCAAACCAGUAUUGAAUGAACAGGGAAUGCCUACAUUCAAGGAAGGCAAAGUGUAUGAAGUCACUAUAGCUUGGAGUGGUGAAGUCAUUCAAGCAUGGAGGGAAAAAGUGGCUCUCUGUACCAUUGUGUUCUUAUUGUGUACCGUUUUGGCUUUCAUCACUUUCGGACUACAGACUGCUAUAUGUCCUGCCAGAGCAGUACUGACGUAUGCUCAAGUAGUUGGUGACGAUGGAUAUACCGCACAACCAUACGUGUACAAUAUUCGAGGAACAGUCUACGACUUUACCAAAUACUUGUCAAAUUCCCAUCCAGCUCCUAUAUCCAGUAGUAUUGCUAGCUCGACUGCUGGUUAUGAUAUAUCUAGUCUAUUUCCAGCACCAGGAACGUCAUGCCAGAGUAUCCUGAAGACUACCUUCCCGAACUUUACAUGUAGUGAUGCAACAGGCACAUUAACCAACUGUCAUACAUGGUCUGGAUAUCAAAAAAUUAUUGCUAGUGCUUCGUGGCAAGGAAGCAGUACCGAGCCCAAAAUCCUUGGGUAUAUCUUAUACGAUUGGUUAGAUAUGCUCCGUCCAGGAAACCAAAACUUGAUGGUAUACUCAAACUAUAUGCUAGAUAUGAGCAAGUACAAUGCUGCAGGUGUACCAUUCUUGGGUGCCGGUGUCGAUGCGGCCAUACAACGAAGUCUGAAUCUCGACUCUUCCAAGUAUCUCGCCAACUACCCUGGCGCUGGAGCCUGUCUCACUGAACUGUUUAUGGUUGGAUACAUCAACACUAUGUCUAUUGGAUGUGUCACCCUCCAAAUCUUCCUCUACAUAUCUCUUGUCAUUAUACUGGCUUUGGUUGCAGUCAAGUUCAUGUUGGCUUUAUACUUUGGAUGGUUUAUGUCACGUAAACUUGGAAUGUUGCAGAAACGAAAGGGACCCUCGGUAAUAGGACCAUCGGAUCUACGUAUGGGUAUUCAACACGUCAAAAGGGAUGGCAAGAUUCAAGGUGGACAACGAAUUGGUGGCGGCUAUGACACGAGUACGGUUCCCACACCUAUGCCCUAUGAAAAGAAUUUACCAGUGGGCAAUGUGCGAGAAUCGAUGGCAUCAAAUUCAGGUGUCUCGUCCUUUUCAGAUGUCGAUUCGGACGUUGUCGGCUACUACGGGGACGAUUUAUACACAGUUCUUAUGGUAGCCUGUUACUCCGAAGGCGAAGAAGGUCUAAGAACAACCAUGAAUUCAUUGGCAUCUACGAUUUACCCGGACAAAAACAAGAUGAUUCUAGUUGUAGCUGACGGACUUGUCAAGGGAUCAGGAAACGACAAGACAACACCAGAUAUAGUUAUCGACAUGGUUGAAAUGGAUCCAGAAUUCGCUCUACCACCUGUACCAUUAUCCUAUUUGGCUAUCGCAGACGGAGCUAAACGACACAACAAGGCUCAGAUAUAUGCUGGUUGGUAUGUUUACGAGGGACACCGAGUCGCAACAAUGAUUAUAGUAAAGUGUGGUACUGCCGAAGAAAAGGGUACGGCCAAACCUGGUAAUCGUGGAAAACGAGAUUCCCAACUUAUCGUCAUGAAUUACUUCCGACACGCCUUUUUUGAUGAUCCUAUACCACCCUUGGAAUAUGAUUUCGCUGCUAAAAUGACGUAUCUGACUGGCGCCACACCCGACAAAUUUGAAAUUAUUCUCAUGGUGGAUGCCGAUACCAAAGUUGCUCCUGAUUCCCUAUCUCGUAUGGUUGCAGUCAUGGCAUCUGAUCCAACAGUCAUGGGUCUUUGUGGAGAAACACGUAUUAUGAACAAGGCCGAAUCGUGGGUUUCUCGAAUUCAAGUAUUUGAGUACUACUUGUCACAUCACCUCAACAAGGCGUUUGAAAGUGUGUUUGGUGAAGUCACUUGCCUGCCCGGAUGUUUCUGCAUGUACCGUAUCAAGGCUCCUAAAGGUGAUACGUGGGUCCCGGUCCUCAUCAACCCAGAUAUCGUCGAAGUCUAUUCCGAGAACAUUGUCGACACACUGCACAAGAAGAAUCUAUUGCUACUAGGAGAGGACCGAUUCUUGACUACUCUAAUGUUACGUGCCUUCCCAACCCGCAAACUUAUGUUCGUGCCUCGAGCAUAUUGCAAAACUACUGUUCCUGCUGAGUUUAAGGUGCUCCUCAGUCAACGUCGCCGAUGGAUUAAUAGUACGAUUCACAACUUGCUCGAGUUGGUACUUGUUCGUGAAUUGUGUGGAACAUUCUGCUUUUCCAUGCAAGCUGUUAUCUUGUUGGAAUUGAUUGGUACUGUUACUCUUCCUGCUGCCAUCACAUUCACAACGGUGUUACUACUCGAAACAGCCUUCAGCUCGCUCACCAGCACAGCAGUGCAAUGGAUUCCACUCAUGCUACUCGGUGCCAUCUUAGGUCUUCCCGCCUUUUUGAUUCUUUUCACUUCCAAACGAUGGGCUUAUGUCUACUGGAUGGGCGUCUACCUCCUUUCUCUCCACGUAUGGAAUUUAGUCCUCCCAACUUACGCAUUCUGGCAUUUCGACGACUUUUCAUGGGGCCAAACACGUCAAGUAGCAGGCGAAAAAGCCGGUACUGGAGGUCAUGGUGGCGAGGGAGGCGCUUUUGACGAUGCAGGAGUCCAACACAAGUUAUGGAUUGAAUGGGAGAUUGAAAGUCGCCGAAACUCUAAAAAGAGAGGCAAUAAGCAACUGCUACCCGGUACGCCACUAUCGACCGCCAAGACAACAGCAUCAAAUAGUCGCGGUGUCAGUCUUGACAUAUCUCGCAGUCUUUCACGUCGCGAAGUCCAUCAUCUCGACUUUGGUUCCCACAUGGCCAUGUCCGCACACCCAGCCCCUGGAACCCCACUAUCAAGUCGAUACCCACCACCACCAGUCUAUGCCGCAUCACCAGCCUCACUCCGACAAUCAUCACCCAAAGUCGCACCCCAAGUCUUCAACAACAAUAGCAGCAGCGGAUACCCAGCAAACUCGUACGAGUCAGCCGGCAGAUCACGGACUACAUCAUCACCACUAUCAGGAAACAGGAUAAUAACACCGCAUAAUAGUGCAUCACCAGCAUCCAACAGCCUUAUGCAACAAUCACUAUCGAGACGCAAGUCAUCUUCUGUUGCACGACAAUUGUUUGUUGAUAACAAUGGAACGAAUUCGACCGCAUUCGUGUUGCCACCACCGAUUGCAGGACCAUCACCAGCUGCGCGAUCUAAUAGUGAGAUCAACAAUACUGCUGAUGUUGACAAUGGUGGUGAUGAUGUGGUUUACGUCGGUGUCCUUCCUGUUACCCUGCAACGCAACCGAGUUAUUCGAGCACAGACAGUUACACGAUCCGCUACGCUUUCAAGGCAAAACCAAAAUAAUAUCAGCAACGACACUAACAACAGUGGAAAAGAUGUUUAA